Messenger RNA from Mytilus trossulus (common blue mussel), 3716 nucleotides. RefSeq names its product dynein assembly factor with WD repeat domains 1-like. The coding region runs from base 73 to 1320 and encodes 415 amino acids. Lineage: Eukaryota; Metazoa; Mollusca; Bivalvia; Mytilida; Mytilidae. The record is from RefSeq and is a predicted model, not a curated record. Gene Ontology annotation, molecular function: protein binding. The transcript has 13 exons.
AAAUUACCCAGCAUGCAACUUUCUACUCCAUCUUGAUUCUUUUUGGAUACCGUACACAAAUCAACUAGCAAGAUGAAGUUGAAAAGAUUUCUCCUUCGUUAUUAUCCACCAGGAAUUAUUUUAGAAUAUGAACAAGGAGGGAACUUAAAAACAAAAUCAAUCGACCUUUUAGAUUUAAAACCAGAAACAGAUGUUGAUGCUGUAGUAGAUGAGAUCUCCAGGAAAGAACCAUUAAUAACAGCUUCCAAAGCAGAUCAAGUUAGAAAACUCAUACAGAGACUUCAAGAAAAAUUAGCACAAAAAGAUGAUCAUCACUUCUACUUAUUUAAGGUGCUGAGAGCCCAUAUCUUACCAUUAACCAAUGUAGGAUUUAAUAAGUCAGGGUCAAGUUUUAUAACAGGAAGUUAUGAUAGGACGUGUAAAGUAUGGGACACAGCAUCAGGGGAAGAACUUCAUACAUUAGAAGGCCACAAAAAUGUAGUGUAUGCCAUAGCAUUUAAUAAUCCUUAUGGAGAUAAAAUUGCCACAGGUUCAUUUGACAAGACUUGUAAACUUUGGAGUUCAGAAACAGGCAAAUGUUAUCAUACAUAUAGAGGUCAUUCUGCUGAAAUUGUUUGUUUAAGUUUUAAUCCACAGAGUUCUAUAAUAGCCACUGGUAGUAUGGAUACAACGGCUAAAUUAUGGGAUGUUCAGACUGGAAGUGAAUUAGUCACUCUUAGUGGACAUUCUGCAGAAAUCAUAUCCUUGUCUUUUAACUCAACUGGUUCACAACUUAUAACAGGAUCAUUUGACCAUACAGUAUCUGUUUGGGAUGUCAAAUCUGGAAAACGAAUUCAUACAUUAAUUGGUCACAAAGCUGAGAUCAGUAGUGCCCAGUUUAAUUGGGACUGUUCAUUAAUAGCAACAGGGUCUAUGGAUAAAACGUGUAAAAUUUGGGACACUCCAUCUGGUCGAUGUAUAGGAACUUUAAGAGGACAUGAUGAUGAAGUAUUAGAUGUUGCCUUUGAUUAUACUGGUCAGAUGUUAUUAACAGCAUCAGCGGAUGGAACAGCACGAUGUUAUAAUGCUGUCACUCAUCAGUUAAUAUCAAAGUUUGAAGGUCAUGAAGGAGAAAUAUCUAAGAUAACAUUUAAUCCACAAGGAACGUCAGUAUUAACAGCCAGUUCAGAUAAGACAGCUAGACUAUGGGACCCAGAGAAUGGAUCGUGUAAACAAAUUUUAGAAGGGCAUACAGAUGAAAUAUUUAGUUGUGCAUUCAAUUAUGAAGGAAAUACAAUAAUUACAGGUAGCAAAGAUAAUACAUGUCGGAUAUGGAGAUGAUGUUCAUUGAUUUCAUAAAGAAUUAAUAUCGGAUUGUGUUCAUACCUUGAAAAGGAGUUAUAAAAGACGUAAAGAAAAUCCUGGAAGCGUAAUGUACUGGUUGCAUAGCAACAAAAUUAAUGGUAAAAAAAUCUUGUAUUUUAUAAAGAAAAAACAUGUUUUAUUUGUUUGUGCAUCAAAUGUUAUUUACACAACUAAAAAUCCAUUUACUUAAGUAUUUAUUUGUACAUGGUUCGGAUAUUUUUAAGUAUUAUUACAAAGUAUUUUUUGUGAACAUAAACACUGGUUCUUUUUUCUAUUUCUUAGUCAAGACGUAUAAGCAUAUGUAUAAAACAGUGUGACUUUACCUUGAAGAUGUAGUACUGUUUUAAACUUUGAUAAGAAAUUAAAACAGCUGUUUAUAUUUUAUCAAUUUCAUAAUAAAUUAUAUUGUGCUAAAAUCGUGUAAGUUACAUAUUAAGAUUGGAUAAAAAUAAAAAAAUGGUAUGCAUUUAUGAUUAUCACAUGCAUGUGUUAUUGAAACUGUUAACCACUAUUAUAAUCAAAAAUAUUUUGAAAACAAGUUUUAGUUACCAAAACAUUGGUUUUUUCACAAUUAUAAAAAUUUCUAAAAUAUAAUUUGAUUGCAGUUAUCAUUUUGAUGGUAAGAUUGGAAGGCAAAACGUGAAAACCAAACAGUGUAACAUAGUUUAGAACUAUAUAGCACCUGUUAUGGUUAGUUAGGUUUUGCUUUUACCACUGUAGAAACUAGAAAUUAUACAAAUUUUAGCAUUCAUGAGUUUAAAAAAAAACUAUUUUUUUCACAGACAGUAUUUCAGUGUUAACCUUUCACCUGAAAUAAACCAGUAAAUUAAAUUACAUAACACUUGAGUCAUAUUAUUAUAUUGUAGUCUUAAGUUUAAGAUGGUAAAGGCCUGUUGUUUGUCUAUUGAGUAAGUUCUAUUGUAUUCAUACACCAAUUUCAAGUUUGUCUUCUAUGGAUGAAAUAAAACUUUCCACUUUUGAUUUUUUGCAUUAGAAAAUAAUCAUAUUACAUCCCAUGCAUAAAUUUGAAUAAGGUUGACCUGUGCAAAAUUGUGGUAGUUGUAGUAAAAGCGGAGAUGAAAUUGGCGUGUUGAAUAAAAUUUGUUUUUGUUGUGAGCUAUUUUCUUUUCCAUUGGAUUUAUUUUUUUAUUUAAUAUAUAAGAAAGAUUUUUAAAAUAAUGUUUGUACAAAUAAAAUCAUAUAUUUAUUAUAUUGUGUCCGUCCUUCAAUUAUCUGAAAGUGCUAUUUACAAUUAGGUCCGUCCAAGGAAUGGAUUUAUAUUCCAUAAAUGAGUUAUUUUAAAUGAAGAAGAUUCCAAAAAUUGCUUAUAUUUAUUGAAGAACAUUCCAGAUAUACAUUAUAAACAAUGCAAAACAUUACAUUAUUGUCACAUAUUUGAUAAAACAUUUCAUUUUGUCUUAUAUUGUACAAAAACAUUCCAUUUUUUUUUUAUUUGAGUGGAGUUUAUGUCAGAAAUUUCUUAUGUGUCAGAGAAGAAGAGACAUUCCAGAAAUCUUAUUUAUUCCAGUAUUAAACCAAACCCUUCUGGACACCUCUUAAUUUAUAUAUUUUUUAGAAGUAGCAAGUUACUGGUAUAUAAGAUGGUAAUUGACAAAUGUUUAGAAUGUAUGCAGUGAACUUCAAAUACUUAAAAGAUACAAUACAUUUUUCUAGAAAAUAUAAUGCUGUUUCAGGACUGAUAGCAUGAAACACUAAUUUAAGUUUGAGUUAGUACAUUUUAUGUAAUAAUAUAACUUUUCAGAAACCUUACCCCAAAAGGAUCAAAUUUGGGUUACCUUAACUGUUGGUUGAUAUGCACAUUCCAUUACUUUUUCUAUGAUUAUAGACAUAAUUUUCUGUUUAUAACUUCAUCUUAUUGCUAAUAUUCCAAAUGUCAAUUACAGGAGAAAAAAUUGGGGGCAUCGAUUUUACUUUUUUUCUGUGUUUAUGAUCAACAUGUCAAAUUUUCAAAUCAUAUGAACAAUUGUUAUGUUUUUACAUUUUAUUAGUUUCGGAACAUUUUUUCCACCAAAAAUAUAAUAAGUAUUUUAUUGUAGUAUGGUUUGAUUUUAACGGGAUUUCAGUUCUAAUAUUUGUAUACUUGACAAUAGAAAAUAAGAUAUCUUAAAAGGUGUUAAAAUGGUACAAUGGUAGUUAAUAAUUAUAUAUUAAAGCAAACAUAAAUGUUUAUUUAUAUCCUAUUUUUACUUAGUAAUUAUGUGUUGCAAUAUUUUGUAUUGUUUGUAAAUGCUUGACAGAUCAGUUUUUGCUUGUGUGUAUUGUUUUGAAAAUAAGGUUGUGUUGUACAAUCAUGCAAAAUCUUUGAACUUGUGCAAAUUAGUUUUAUCCUGAAUUAAAUUAUGGAAAAGUUU